UUUGGCUCCAGAUAUAAACACUGACUUCUUCACUGUUCACCCAUAAGAAGCAGGCAGUUUGCUCCACCAGCAGAGAAAAAACACAGAGAGAGAGGGAGAGAGAGAAGGAGAAAAUCAGGAGGGGACCAUCUGUGGCACAUUUACCAGGAUGGAGAAGGACUCUCCAUCCAAGCCGUCUGUGGCUGAGCUGGCUGGAAGGUUCAAAGGUCAUAUUUUACCAAUGCCAAAAAUGACCAACGAGAUGUCAUUUGGAAAAAGACCCCCAUGCUGCCUUAAGAUACAGAAUGAAAAAGCCCAUAAUGAAGAACCAGAUAAAACCGCAGUCUCGCCGAGUCCCACUAAAAUCAAAAUGAAGAACUCGGCCAUGAUUGAGAAACUCCAGGCUAACCUGUCAUUGUCCCCCACUUCUCUGCUGCCCGUAUCUAAGAACCCCGAAGCAAAGCUGGGUGAAGUUACCCCCACCUCACCCUGUGUGUCCCCCAGCCCCACACUGCAACUGGCACCUCAGACCAGUGAGGAGGAGGAGCCCAUCAGCUUUGAGAGCCCGGCGGAGGGUACUCCAUUACCAAGCAUCAACAAGACUCGUGCAAGGCUUUCCUUCAAGAGACGGCUGCCCACAAGACAGCACAGGAGGUCGGCAGGAGAGGAUGAGGGCUCGUCCCCGUGUGAACUGAACAGUCCAAUAGAAAAUGGGGAUGAGGAGGCAGUUUUAAAGAGUCCAGCGGAGGAGGAGGAAGAAGAAAAGGAUGGAUUUUCAGGACGUCUGGACAAAGGCAGAGACAAGGUUGGUUUCUGUAAAAAGACAGAGGACAAGUUAGAAAAGAUCAAUCCAGGCUGUGAGGGAGAUCCGGAGAAGGAGCCUCACGCUCAACAGAGUCAAGACUCGAAGGCUGCUGAGGAGGAGGAGGAGGAGGAGGAACUCCGACCUUCAGAGCGUUGUCCUUCUAACCAGGAAAAUGUUAACAACACAAGGAUAGCAGAAGGCAUGGAAAAGGAAAAUUAGAAUAAAUAGGAUAAAUAUGAUGACAGCGUAUGCACUGUGAAUGUUUACUAUAGGAAAUAUACUCUGUAAACCAGAAAGUAAGAUGUGCUUAAACAUUAGCUUUAAGUUCAAUCAGUGUUCACUUUUACCAUACACGUACUUUCAAAUUACAAUGGGUGUUUAUGACUAUUGAGGAAACAAAAUACGAGAAAGGAAAAACUAUAGCCUAGAUGUCAAAGUGUUGCACUUUCCACUUGUGUGCAGUGAUCUAUGGGCUUCCUAAAAAACAAUUCUUCAUAUAUUUACAAACUCCACAAAGAAAAGAAAGUAGAAUAUUUCAAAUGCAAUAACGUGUUUACAGCUACCACACCAUGUGACUGCAUAAAAUAUUCACACAAA
This is a messenger RNA of Cynoglossus semilaevis (tongue sole), 1381 nucleotides long. Its product is annotated as capZ-interacting protein. The record is from RefSeq and is a predicted model, not a curated record. Bases 149 to 1003 code for a protein of 284 amino acids. Lineage: Eukaryota; Metazoa; Chordata; Actinopteri; Pleuronectiformes; Cynoglossidae. The transcript is spliced from 6 exons.